Bacillus rossius redtenbacheri is the source of this 453-nucleotide messenger RNA. It is a transcript of the gene Dh31, whose product is annotated as diuretic hormone class 2. Bases 24 to 335 code for a protein of 103 amino acids. Lineage: Eukaryota; Metazoa; Arthropoda; Insecta; Phasmatodea; Bacillidae. The transcript is spliced from 4 exons. Gene Ontology annotation, molecular function: diuretic hormone activity; G protein-coupled receptor binding. The record is from RefSeq and is a predicted model, not a curated record. Gene Ontology annotation, biological process: body fluid secretion.
GCCCCGCCGAUACACACGCCGCCAUGCACAGUUCCGCCCUCGUGUGCUCGCUGCUGCUGGUGUCGCUGCUGGCAGUCCGCGCGCUGCCCCUCCAGGGGGGCGCCGGCGGCUUCAGGGACAUGGAGGUGGGCCCUGACCCGGAGUACGUGAUGGAGCUGAUAGAGCGCCUGGGGCAGUCCAUCAUCCGAGCCAACGACCUGGAGAACUCCAAGCGAGGGCUGGACCUGGGGCUGAGCCGCGGCUUCUCGGGCUCCCAGGCCGCCAAGCACCUGAUGGGCCUCGCCGCGGCCAACUACGCGGGAGGCCCUGGUCGCAGGAGGCGGGACCUCGCUUAGACACGCCCCCACAUGUAACCCUGUGUACCGUGCUGCCAAUAAAGUAGCGAGGCAGUGACCUCCCACCACAUCAGCGUGUUUGACUUACCCUUCCCACAUCCAUACCACCGAGCACCUA